Molecule: messenger RNA, 1350 nt
Organism: Physcomitrium patens
Lineage: Eukaryota; Viridiplantae; Streptophyta; Bryopsida; Funariales; Funariaceae
Product: eukaryotic translation initiation factor 3 subunit K
Biological process (GO): regulation of translational initiation
Cellular component (GO): cytoplasm; eukaryotic translation initiation factor 3 complex
Molecular function (GO): translation initiation factor activity; ribosome binding
Source: RefSeq, a predicted model, not a curated record
AUUUUAGGGUUUCGAGCUCCAUGUCCCUGCUUGUAGUUGUUGUUGCAAUCCUCCCUUCCUUUGUCUUGCGCGUGAAUUGUAUGAUUUCCUUCACCUUCUGUGAAAAUCUAUCGACCGUCGAGCUAGAGAAGGGCACAGAUGGGCCCAAUGCCAGGAGCUCAAGCGCCGCAGCAAAUCUUCACUAUUGAGCAGCUGGUUGCUCUGAACCCUUACAAUCCUGACAUUCUUCCGGAUUUGGAGAGCUAUGUUGAAGAGCAGGUUGCGACCCAAACUUACAGCCUAGAUUGCAACCUGUGCCUUCUUCGUCUUUACCAGUUUCAACCAGCUCGCAUGAAUGUGCAUAUCAUAAUCAAGAUACUUGUGAAGGCACUAAUGGCAUUACCUGCUACAGACUUCAGCUUGUGCAUGUUUCUGAUUCCAGAAAGACUUCAAAUGGAGGAAACCUUUUUGACUCUUGCUACUCUGGCACACUUUUUGGAGACCUCUCGAUUCCGGGAGUUCUGGGACGAAGCCAACAGGAAUAGAGAUAUUCUUGAAGUAGUUCCUGGAUUUGAGCAAGCCAUUCAGGGAUACGCUAUACACGUGCUUUCUAUCACUUAUCAGCGUUUGCCUCGAACACUUUUUGCUGAGGCUAUUAAUGUGGAAGGACUUUCUUUGGAUAAGGUUUUGGAGCAUCAGGUUAACAACAAUGGUUGGGCACUUGAAAAAGGUGGCAAGGUGGUCGUUUUACCGCUGAAUGAAGACAACCAGCCAGUAUUGAGACGGAACACUGCCGACAGCAUUCCUUUGGAACAUGUUGCGAAGAUCCUACCUGUUUUAGUUUGAAAGGUCAGUGCCUAAUAUGACAUUCAGGAGAACCCGCUCAUGAUAAUUUGACGUAAAAUUCUCGGAGAAUUGACCUAGUUACUCUUACAAAAGAAUACCAUACUGUAGACGAUCACUGUUGGAGUUUGAGACGAGAGGUUAGUGGUUGUGUGGUUGUUUGUAGUCACCCAAUGAAUUACCGCCUAUUUUUGGCAGUCAUCCGUCGAGGUCUCCAAUCACGAAAGUGGAGGCCUCAACGGGUAUUUUGUGCUGAUGUUGGGCUGUAUUGUAGCGCUGGCAACUUCGUUCACUUGAAUCGGUACAUGUCUCCGUUGUCUUGCACAAUGCCCCUGAGUUGUCAGUGACCGUAGUAGUAUGUUGUAGUUAUUGAGGCGCUUUCACAUAUCUAUGUUCUUCAUGUUGUACUCAACUCUCUACUAGAAAAUGACGAAAUGAGGGGAGUGUUGUCAAAUUAUGGAGAUUUUAUAUCAAUGUGAAGGUCCUUAAUGACCAAUCUGAAGAUCCUGGAAAUAGGGGUUGAGCUGC